Molecule: messenger RNA, 4690 nt
Organism: Labeo rohita (rohu)
Lineage: Eukaryota; Metazoa; Chordata; Actinopteri; Cypriniformes; Cyprinidae
Gene: wbp1la
Product: WW domain binding protein 1-like a
Exons: 4
Coding region: 306-1334 (342 amino acids)
Source: RefSeq, a predicted model, not a curated record
CAUCGGUGUCUGUGUGUAUGUGAGAGAAGCACAGACCGCUUGUCUGUUCAUCCUGUUUACUUGCAUUCCCUGGCAGCCCUCGCUGAGUCUGAAAUGCCAUGAGGGAGGCUGUGUAUGUAUGUGUGCGUUUAAAGAGAGCCCCUCCGGCCAAUAAAGGGGGCAGUUCAUGUCGCACUGUACCAUGUGUGGGUGGUGGGUGGCCCAAGCCCGACCUUCCUCUUCUGUCUCUCCCUUGCUCUUUGCAGCCCUGUGUUUAACAAAACUCUGUGUCUCUGCUGUGUUGAUUUUCCUAUCAGACGCCUAACAUGCCUUUUCUCCUGGGGUUUAGACAGAGCCGGGUGACUUGUGUAGGAGUGAACAACCAGAGCUACUUUUGUGAUUCGGGCUACUGCUGUGGGGAAUCUCAGUGUUGCAGCUAUUACUACGAGGUGUGGUGGUUUUGGUUGGUCCUGACUCUCAUCAUCAUUCUGGGCUGCUGCUGUGUGUGUCAUCACCGUCGAGCCAAACACAGACUGCAACAACAACAACGGCAGCAUGAGAUCAACCUCAUCGCUUACAGAGAAGCCCAUAACUACACCUCUGUACCCUUCUAUUUCAGGUUCCUGCCUGGCUACCUCUUACCCGCAUAUGAGGAAGUCGAGAACAGACCUCCGACGCCCCCGCCUCCAUACAGUGCCUCUCAGCCAGGCCAGUCCACCAGCACUGACCCCCUGUGCUCUGAACAACCAGAUGAGCUCUGCCCUCCACUGCAGUCCAGCUCUGUUGUCCCAUCUGCAACUGAAAACUGUUCUCCGGGACCCUGCGUGGAGCAGCCGCAUACUCCCACCGCACAUCACCCUGUCAGAAGCACCCACAAACCACAGUACCUCAGCCGAGAAGAGGACGGGCAGCCCCAGCAGGUGGCGUGCGCUACCUCACACAGCCCAGUAAAACAGGGCAGCUCCGGCGAGGAUCUGACUGAACCCGUAGAAGACUGUUCACCCGACAGCAAAGACAAGACUCCAGGGCGCCACCGGCGCUUCACGGGCGAUUCUGGGAUUGAGGUAUGCGUGUGCAACCAGGGGCCCGGGGAUGGAGAGGAAGAGGAGGAAAUGAAAGAGCUUGUAGGGCACAUGGAUGGAGGGGUGCUUGAGGAGCAGGAUUUCUGUGAUAGCUGCAACCCCCGUGCCAACAGCCCUCCACGUGGUCCAGGGGACGAGGAACAGGGCCUGGCUGCCUCAGACGUGCCUCUGGAGCACAGAGAGCAUCAGCGACCUCCAGUCUGCCUCCAUCUGCACACCAUCAACGAACAGGAUGGUCCACAUCACGCCAGCAACAUGGACCCCCAGAGUUGAGCACAAACGGUUCCAGCAGAGACUUACUUUAGACUGCUGUCUCCCUUUAGUUUCUCGAGAUACAUCAAUUUGUACUGUCAGCAAUGUCACUUUGGGUGUACUUUUUUGUGUGUGUGUAUGAGUGAGAGAGAGAGAGUUUUAAAAGGGCGUUAAUGUGUGAGUCCUCACGGUUUUUAUGGAUUAAUAGGGUAAUCUAGUAAAGACGUUAAUAGGUCUGUUGCCUCACAGAGAGGUCACGAUCAAAGCCACAGGGGAAAUUCUCCUCAGUUUAUAGCCUUAUCGAGCUCUGGGUGACAUGGCUGUAGAUUUGAAGGCUUUUUGUUGGUUUUUGGGGGCUGAUUGCCUUGUACUGAGAUGAAGAUGGCACUCAAGGUCGGGGACAUUGAUUUGUGCUGGCUUUUGCUUCUGAAUUCUUACCUUUAAUAUCAUUUUGAAAUAUUUAAAGGGACAGUUCACCCAAAAAUGAAAGAUUUGUCUUUAUUUAGUCAUUCUCAUGCCAUUCCAAAUGCACAAGACUUUUGUUCAUCUUUAAAACACAAAUGAAGAUAUUUUUAAUAAAACUUGAGAGAUCCAUUUAAAAAAGUCUAUUCCACUAAAAAUUGAUGUUCAAGAUUGUAGAUUAAAUGCAUAUGCACAUACAUAGAGGCAAAUAGGGUAAAAAGAAUUAAACAUACAUAAACAUGAUGCACAAGAACCAGUGAAGUUUCGUCUUAUGCAUCAAGUACAGUUGAACUUCUGUUUCUUUGAUCAGUGUUUAUAUGUGAAUAAAACCUUAAAUUAAAUCUGUUCAUUAUUUAAAAUAAGAAGAGUUGUGGUGUAUGCACACCAAAUGCGAAGCGAAUAUUUGCUCACAGGAUGUUUUUCACAUUACUUGCAUGAAUAAACAUAAAAACAAUAAUAAAAAAAAAACACAACCGGACAUGUCAAUAAGCUGUUUGCUAUAGAUUGGCUUGCGUGAUAACACAUCAUGUGAAUUUUCCACUGGAGUUUAAAAUUUUGAACUUGAACAGAAGAAGUGAUUGAGGUGUAUAUUUAUUUAAGGCUAAAUUGCUCAAAAACACAUGAAUUUUAACACAACACGUAAAAUACGCGUAUUUCACGUGUUAAAAACGUGUUGUUUACACGUGAAAAAUCAGCCCGUUAUGUAUGCAGAAACAACACGUAUUUAGGGUUUCAUACUCGUUAAAUACAAGUAUUGUAACGCGUUGAUGUGUUACAAUUAACGUGUUUUGAACCAUUUGGCCUUCCAUAUAUAUAUCGUGCAUUUGCGCCAAUGACGUUGCCCAAUUCACGUCUAUUUGCAUGAACAUUGUGUGUAAUUUGUGAGUAAACACAAUUAGACUGAACCGCUUGAUUCAUAUGGAUUACGAUUGCGAUCACUUUCUUAAAAUUUUUAAGCAUUAAUAUUUAGGUGGAAUGAAGAUGGAGUUUCAAAUGAGGUAGGGAAAUCUUGCUGGCUUGAUUAAAGUAUUCUCAUUUUUGUUUAAAAAGAAAAUCAAAAGUCUUAUGGGUUUGGAAUGAUAUAAAGGUGAAAAAAGAAUUUUCAUUUUUUUCGUGAACUAUCAAUUUAAGAUUAUAUUGUGCACAAAAAAAAAAUGGAAAGGACAGCCACAGAUGCUGUCUGCUAUUACUUUAGAGCUUUAAUAUUCGGCUGUCUUUAUUUUUUUUGUCUUAUUAUUCUGAAAAUGUUUGUUCUGGAGUAUCUGCAUGAUGCUGUUCAGAAAAAUGAAGGAACGUAAAUAUCUGAAAUAUAUGAUUUUUGUGUUUUCGUAUCAAUAAGUGAACAUUCUCCCUACCUAGCAGGGUAUGGGUGCUAUUUUGCUUGUUUUGUCUUAUCAUUGUAUAACAUGGUCUUGGGCUUUAUCCAAUAUUUUGCAUGGUUAUUUGCAUAAACUGAAUAGAUCCACAAGCAGAAACUGAAUACAUCCACAUGCUAUACAGUAGUACAUUUUAAAGUUCAUUAUGCAAAGACUCUUCAAAUGAAGGCUGAAAAUACCUUUGUAUAUAGAUUGAACCCAGCUUGUACAUUUACACUAGGUGCCUUUGUUGAUUUAAGUAGUUUUCAUAUGCCUUAAAGAGAAGUGUGUGUGUGUCGUAGAAUUUUUUGCAUAAAAUAAUUAAGGGCCAGUAUGAGUGAAGAUUUUGGUCAGUGGUAACGUCUCGUUUGAAAGGAUCACUUGAUAAGCCUUCCAUCGAAACAUAUCAUGUUUGUUUUUUGCCUUAAUUUAAUUUCUGUAUUCUCCCAUAGUGCUUUUAAGUUGUUUUUGUAUCUUAACACUGUAAGGGAACUCUUGCACCACUAACAGUAACUUAUGUAUAGGCCUUAUUAAGCUUUAAAUGUGCAUUUUAUUGUAGCAGAUCAGGUAAGGUUACUGUCAUGUUAGUGUAGCACUUAUGUCGGGUUCAAGAUGAGAUAUUGACAUGUUUUUCUGUGGCGGUGAGACUGUCGAAAGCUGCUCCACUGCAUUCCCUACACUGUCUGUCUGUGUGUGUGUGUGUGUGUGAGUGGGUGAGCAUAUGUGUGUGUGUGUCAUUGUAGGUUCCUUUAAGUGGAUCAUUCUUCACGCCACUGUGUUUGCUUGACCUUUGGUUUGGAUUAACAGUUAGACGUCCUGUAAUAGAGUCUUAGCUUGGGCACAGAUAUUUUUGAUCUUGAGAUCCGAGUGUUCCUGUGUAAAUGGUGGCUAAUUUUCUUUCAAACAUGAUGUGGCCGGUAAAUUAGGUUCUUAGCGUGUUGGCUGGAAAAACCGGUUUGGGAGGCAGAUUCCAACAUAGACAUGGUGCCUUCAGAAAUAUCUGUGUAGCAGUAUUGUUUGGCUAAACCUAAUAUUGAGCGUUCUGAAUGAUUUGGACCAGCUAUAGCAUCAUAACGUUUUACAGAUUAAGUGAAGCUUGAAGCUACAAAGUCAGUUAAGCGAGGAGAUCAAGUCAUCUGUUGCAGCAAUGGUGCUCAUGGCGAUCUUUCUGUAGCUCUAGUCUCCAUUGUUUAUUUUUUUGUCAUCCUUUGAUUUUGAGACCAAAGGUAUUGAGUAAAAAGUGGAAUCUGAGUCACAAUGUCGGGUAGCUCACUGUGAAUGAGACGAGUUCAUUCGUUUUGCCUGAAAAAGUUGUCAUUGCACUGUUUUGACACUGAGCAGUGAGUGUGUGUGUGUUUGAAGGUGACGAAGGCUUUGCAAGCCAAUUGCUUUUUGUUCUUAAGCUUUGAUUCAAGCCUGGUACUACGUUUUAGUUUUGUAUCUGUAGUCACUUUCUUUUUAUAUAUAAAACUGUAUUUUCCGCAUUUUAUAAGAAGACUCAACCAAAUUAAGGAGUAUCAAAGAAUGUUCCAUAUGAAUAAAAAAAACUUUUAAAGCCAA